Messenger RNA from Eruca vesicaria subsp. sativa (arugula), 1515 nucleotides. NCBI's taxonomy places the organism in Eukaryota, Viridiplantae, Streptophyta, Magnoliopsida, Brassicales, Brassicaceae. The record is from the annotation of a GenBank genome assembly.
AUGAAUCUUAAUGAGAAGAGUUUAAGUUUUGAGUCCUCAAGCUUCCUUGCAUGGCUUAGGGCAUCUUCUACUUCUCCUUCUGUAUUAUUCCGUAUGAAGACACAAGAUGUUGUAUCAAGAUCAGAUCACCAAAGUCAAAUGAACAUUUUGGAACGAUCUUUAUUCUUAUACCAACCACAAGAACCACUCAACACAAACACUACGUCUAUUCAAUGCUUGCCUCUUCUAAACAAGCUCAUGGAAGAUGAAAGUCAAGCUUCUGAUGAUAUCAAAGAAGAGAUGGAUGAUGACGUGGUUACCCUCCAAAUCGGAUUGCCUACCUAUCACCGUGGUAGCUCGGUGGAGGAUGACUCUGACACAACUUCCAAUCAUCAUCAGGAAAAAUCCAUCAAGAGAGAGGUAACAGAAGAUGGUGUGGUGAAGAUGAAGAAGAGGAGAAUGAUGAAGUUUGAGCAGGAAAUUAUUGACUCUGAUAUGGAAGUAUGUGGGAGAAGGUUUUGGAUACCAAGUCCGGCUCAGAUUCAUGUCGGUCCAAUGCAAUUUGCUUGCUCUAUUUGCAGCAAAACGUUCAAUAGGUACAAUAACAUGCAGAUGCAUAUGUGGGGACAUGGAUCAGAGUUCAGAAAAGGAGCUGACUCUUUGAAGGGCACAACUCAACCUGCGGCUAUCCUGAGGCUUCCAUGUUAUUGCUGCGCGGAAGGAUGCAAGAACAACAUCAACCAUCCGCGUGCCAAGCCCUUGAAGGACUUCCGUACACUUCAGACACAUUACAAACGUAAGCAUGGCUCCAAGCCAUUCUCUUGUGGAAAAUGUGGCAAAGCGUUGGCUGUUAAAGGUGAUUGGAGGACCCAUGAGAAGAAUUGUGGUAAGCUUUGGUAUUGUACAUGUGGGUCAGAUUUUAAGCACAAGAGGUCUCUUAAGGACCACAUCAAGUCCUUUGGCAAUGGACAUUCUCCUCAUCCGUCUCUUUCUUUUGAUGGGUUUGAGGAGGAUACAGAAUGUGUCACCACAGAGUGACGGUCCACUGGGGGAAUCAUGGAUCUAUCGGUAAGAUCUGAAAUUUUUAAUGUUGCUUCAAAACUAGCACCACAAAACAUCUCAAGUCUACCAAAGAAUUUCUAUCUUGUAAAAGGAAAAAAUUCUUUGUUAGACUUAGACUAAUAUAUAAAAAUUGUAGCAAUCUACCAUAGAAAAUGAAGCAACAUUUUAAAAUUUAGAUAUUUUCUUAUACAUGAUAUAUCCAUGAGACUACCUAGAAUUGAACCCGGUGUCUAUCUUUAAGAUUUGAGUAUUUGGUGUGUUCAGCUAGUACUAUCAUAUCAUCAGUGUUUUCUUAUUUAAUAAGGGUGAUUAUCUCUUGGAAUUUUGUGAAGCACGUGAAUUUUCUGUUUCUCUCAAUGUAUUUGUUUGUAUUAGAAGAGAAAAUUGGUGUGCUUCACUUCAUUAUUGUAUGAUAAUCCUCAAUAAACUCUUCCUAUCUUUCACUACAUAUCCCAUGCUUUCAUUUUUUUUUUU